Emericellopsis atlantica is the source of this 1250-nucleotide messenger RNA. RefSeq names its product oxidoreductase. Gene Ontology annotation, cellular component: intracellular anatomical structure. The transcript is spliced from 2 exons. The coding region runs from base 349 to 1218 and encodes 289 amino acids. The record is from RefSeq and is a predicted model, not a curated record. NCBI's taxonomy places the organism in Eukaryota, Fungi, Ascomycota, Sordariomycetes, Hypocreales, Bionectriaceae. Gene Ontology annotation, molecular function: oxidoreductase activity, acting on NAD(P)H, oxygen as acceptor.
ACGAUCUCUACAUGCAUGGGCACAUUGUGUACCCAGGUCGGUGACGCUGCUAUCAAGAUUACGUAGAACGCCACGACUACAUGCCAUCAUCGUGAGAGUGACGCUUGAUCAAGCCAAAUGUCAGACUUGAGGAGCGCAAUCCGGACGUAUCUCCAGGGUCAUCAGAGCUGAGGAGAUUCCAGCCUCUCUGGGUGGCAAUCCUCCAAGCAUGAGGGUAUAAAUGGAUUCCAUCAACAAACUUACUGCAGCUUAAACCGUCGUCCUUGUGCUCUUGUCUAUCAAAUCACUCGACACUACAGAUCUCACAAAUCCAGGUUACAUCUCAAUUGCCCACACCAACACAGCACAAUGGGCUCCAGAAUCGACUCCAUCACCGGCAACGGUCUACCUGAGGAGACCAAAGUCGGUGCAAAACGCUUCGCCGACUUUGACCUUGGCGGUAAAACAUUUAUCGUCACUGGCGGAGCCCAAGGCCUUUGUCUGGCAUUGGCGGAAGGACUCGUCGAAGCUGGAGGGAGAGUCUACUGCCUCGACAUGGCCCCGCCCCCCGUCGCAGGGUGGGAGGAAGCCCUGUCGCGCGUCCAGCCCGAGUUCGGUGGCUCCCUCGAGUACCGCCAGAUCGACAUUGGGGACACAAACAAGCUCGAGCACCUCAUUGACUCAAUUGCGCGAGAGCACAAAGGACUGCAUGGCGUCCUCGCGGCAGCCGCCUUCCAGCAGGUCACCCCGGCCACCGAGUACACGGCCAGGGACGCCAACGCCAUGAUGAACAUCAACUACACCGGCGUCCUCAUGACGGCCACCAUUGCCGCCCGCAAGAUGAUGGAGUACAAGUGUCGCGGGAGCAUCUGCAUCGUCGCCAGCAUGUCGGGCCUCGUCGCCAACAAGGGACUCAUCUCGCCCGUCUACAACUCGUCCAAGGCUGCCCUCAUACAGCUCGCGCGCAGUCUCGCCAUGGAGUGGACACCGAUUCGGGAGGAUGGCACGGGCGGCAUCAGAGUGAACUGCAUCAGCCCUGGGUAUAUCAUGACGCCCAUGAUCAAGAAGGAGAUGGAGGAGAAGCCCGAGCUGGUGGAGAGCUGGGCGCAAGAUAACAUGAUGGGUCGGUUAGCGACGACGAGCGAGUUCAAGGGUGCUGCGCUUUUCUUGUUGAGCAACGCCAGUUCCUUUGUGACGGGCAGUAACAUUGUGAUAGACGGAAGGCAUACUGCUUGGUAGUUUUGGGGGGAAUCCGGUUUUAGCGUUUACAU